AUGGUUGACACUCAGAAGUUCGAUAACAUCAAAAUGCAUCAUGGAGAAACAAUUAACAAAUUCGAAGAACGCUUCACCAACAUCAUAAAUGAACUUGCCAUUUUGGGAAAGGUCUAUGGGAACAAGGAAAUCAUAGUCAAGGCAUUGAGGGCUCUUCUUAGUGCUUGGGAGGUUAAGACAACCGUGAUGAGGGAAUCUAGAAACCUCCACAAGAUGCAUCUGCAUGACUUGUUCGACGAUUUAAAAAACUAUGAGUUCGAGAUGAAUUCAAGAAAUGAAGAUGAUCCAUCAUCUUCGAACGUAACCAGGGAAUUAGUGUCAUCUGUGGAGCCAGCGUUCCCCGAACCCAUCAAGUCAGCUGAGCGGUUCCGUAAAGAUGCAAUGACCUUACUCGUCAAGAAGUUUGGCAGAUUCAUGAAGAAGAAUCAUUCCAACUCAUCCUACCACCACAAAAACAACCUUAAUGAUUACAAGGCUAACAUUCAUUGUUUUAAUUGUGAUACUUUAGGUCACUACAAGUUAGAAUGUCAGAAGCCAAGGAGAGACGACAAUAAAGCAAUGCUGGAAGAGGAAAGAAAAAGCAAGUGGGCCCAAAGUGAUUCGUAUAGUAAUAAUGAAGAAAUUAAAUGCUUCAUGGCCAAUGAUGAAGAGGUAUUUGACUUUGCCUCUGAAGAGUUCACUAGAGUCGACUUGAUUACUGCACUCAAUGACAUGGUCAUUGAGUGCAAGAAACUAUAUGUUCUCGCCUCAACACAACUAGAUAACACGACUGGUAAAACGAAUGAACUAUCUUAUGAGAAUAAAAAGCUCAAGGAGACAGUUCAACUAUUGACCAAGGAAAAAGAGAAAACCAACUAUUUGAUUGUUGCAUGGACUAAGUCUAGGGAUGCGGUUAACCAAAUGAUGAGUCAUCAAAGGCCUGCUAACUGUAAAUUUGGACUAGGCUAUGACAACAGCAACCUAGACAAGUCAUGCAAGGAGUUGAAACCCAAGAAAGGCAAACUUCCUUCCAUAAGUUUUGUCAAUGGUACUUCAACCAACACUCAAACAAGUCACGGUGCAGAUGAAUCAGUAACUAAAAAGGAACUAAAAUAUGUGGAGCAAAUCGACAAGUCACGGUGGCUUAGUCUUGAGAGAAUGAAAGUCAGUCGGUCGACUGGACAUGAACAUGAUGGGAAGUCAAAGAGGUAUCAUCAUAACUCAUCCUCAAAAUAUUCUGACUCAUCGAAAGGCAGACAGAGAGAUGUCAAGCCUUAUGCAUGUCGAAUUAUUAAGACUAACACUAGGAGAUUCAUCAGAAUAUUACAAGUAUGGAUCCUUAAAGGACUGAUUAACCGUGGACCCAAUUAA
Messenger RNA from Impatiens glandulifera, 1350 nucleotides. RefSeq lists its product as uncharacterized. NCBI's taxonomy places the organism in Eukaryota, Viridiplantae, Streptophyta, Magnoliopsida, Ericales, Balsaminaceae. The transcript has a single exon. Bases 1 to 1350 code for a protein of 449 amino acids. Gene Ontology annotation, molecular function: zinc ion binding; nucleic acid binding. The record is from RefSeq and is a predicted model, not a curated record.